This is a messenger RNA of Canariomyces notabilis, 798 nucleotides long. RefSeq lists its product as uncharacterized. Lineage: Eukaryota; Fungi; Ascomycota; Sordariomycetes; Sordariales; Chaetomiaceae. Bases 106 to 762 code for a protein of 218 amino acids. The record is from RefSeq and is a predicted model, not a curated record. The transcript is spliced from 3 exons.
ACCGACUGUAUCAAAGACAUGCUCAACGACCAUCAUCCGAUACAUACACCGUGACAACCGAGGGCCCCUUCUUACCUGCAGGCUGCAGCUGCUGUGCUCUUGGCCAUGACACGAGGCCGAUCCAAGACACUUCGCAUCGUCUCCCGCGACAGACACACCGGUCUGUCCAGGACGCUCCGCGCGCAGCUCCUGGAGCACCCACGGUUCCGUGCCAAACUCGAGCAAGCCGAGCGCGAGAUCAGGGGUGCGAUGGAGCGUUCAAGGCAGACGGCAGGCUCCUCGAUCGGUGAUGAUGAUGCUGCCGAGAGCCAGCAGACAACAAAGUCAACCGAGCCAGAGGACAAAGAAAUGGACCGUCGUUCGGAUACGGACCAAGCCGACGACGACCCGGACCCUCUCGUCCUGCGGGUGGGGUGCUUUGUGCGGAAGCGGCCACCACCGAAGCGUGGCCUUCGCCGAGGAGCUGGCGAGGCGAGAGUGGCCUCCGGAUUGGCAGAUCGACCUCAGCCAUCGGGAUCUGCCGCCCAGGGUCAAGGCGAAGAAGCGCAGAGCUCGCCGGAGGGCGGCGGCAUGAUGUUAUUGUUAGAAUCAUUACUACCUAGACGGGUAUCCGUGAUGCGUAUGUACAGUACAAGUACUUACGCUGAGACCACUGGCAACCAGUUUGGAGGCCUAUCGGUCCAGAUACCUCAGCUUCUUCACAACCAAAACGGAGACACCUCCGGAUUUAUCACGGCCACUUUCUGGGGAUGGAAUCCAUGAGUACCCCAAUCAGCCAGUCACAACUUCCAUUGUUGC